GACACCAACCUAUAAGACGCCCACAUUUAGCUAGAUUUGGUGUGAAGCUGCGUGGUUCCUUAUCUGCCUGAGUUCAUCCUAUCCUACUUUUUUUGUCCUUCCUUAGACAAUGAACUAUCUUUCGCUUCCCUGGCCCUGGGCUCUCGUUUUUGUGCUGAGCUACUCGUCCCGCAUGGUAGCAGCGGUGGAACAAAGCAGCGAUCAAGAAACUGAACCUCACAGACGAGCUGCCGCCAGGGAUCUGACACUCGCUACAGAAUACCUCCGGCGAUAUUACGGCCUGCAGACAGAGCCCUCCUGGCGCAGGAAGAGGAGCGACUCCUCGCUCGGAAACAGAUUGCGAGACAUGCAGCGUUUCUUUGGCCUCAACGCUACCGGCAGCCUGGACUCAGAGACCCUGGGGGUCAUGAAGGCCCCGCGGUGCGGAGUACCUGAUGUGCUGGAUUAUACUGACAAAUCUGGGAGCAGGUGGACCAAGAGGAUCAUUUCAUACAACAUUGGCAGAUACACCAGUGACAUCCCUCCCGCCACUGUUGACCGUUUGAUUGAUUCUGCCCUCAACGUCUGGGGAAGGGUCAGUCCGCUGACCUUCGUUAGGUCACUUUCCCGUGAGGCAGACAUCAUGGUGGAUUUUGCAGCCCGUGAACACGGAGAUUCCUACCCCUUUGAUGGGCCCCUGGGCACGCUGGCCCACGCAUUUGGCCCUGGGGAGGGCACAGGAGGCGACGCCCACUUUGACGAUGAUGAAUUAUGGACAGCUGGGUCACAUGGGUUCAACCUGUACCUAGUUGCAGCACAUGAAUUUGGCCACUCCUUGGGUCUUGGACAUUCUACUAACCCAGAGUCUCUGAUGUAUCCUACAUACAAGAGACAAAACCAACACAAUCUGCUUUCGAGGGAAGAUGUCGUUAAAAUCAAUAUCCUUUAUGGAACAAGAGGAAUCCUGCCAUAUUACUAUUCAAAGACAAGUUUGAGUCCCUACUACAACAUCUGGAAUCUAGUUCCUCGGUAUCCUCUUCUGAUGCAAGAUAAGUGCAACCCAAACCUGUCUUUCGACGCCGUUACAUCAGUGGGAGAUGCCAACAUGUUUUUCAAAGACAGCUAUCUCUGGAUCAAGUAUGACCAGCAGUGUGAGACUAAAGAAGGUCCGGUCAGAAAUUUCAUCCCGAAAAUUGACUCGAACAUCGAUGCUGCCUACUCCGUUCCCCAACGGUCCCUCGUUUACCUAUUUAAAGCAUCCAAGUUCUGGACCAUGAAGGGAUCUCAGGUGAGAAAAAAACCGAAAUCCAUCUACAAAUUUGGGAUUUCCAAGGAGGUGGAGCGCUUAGACGCGGCGGUGCAUGUGAACGACACGGGGCACACUCUGUUAUUCGUCAAGGACAUGUACUGGAGCUACAAUGAAAACCGAAGAGCUAUGGUAGACUCCAAACCUCGAUAUAUCAGCGAGGAUUUCCCAGGGAUAAAUGCAUCAAUAAGUGCAGCGGUCUACAAAGACGGUUUCAUCCAUUUCUUCGUCGGGCCAGUAGUUUUUAAGUACAACUAUGUCCAGAAGCAGGUCGUCAGCGUGGGCAAAGCAAACAGUUGGUUGGGUUGCUAAGAAACAUGAAGAUGUUGGCUGUUGAUUAUAAUAUAUUCUGUCAAGAUAACCAAUAAAGUUUUACUUUAACUCAAAA
This is a messenger RNA of Brienomyrus brachyistius, 1673 nucleotides long. It is a transcript of the gene mmp20b, whose product is annotated as matrix metallopeptidase 20b (enamelysin). The transcript has 10 exons. Gene Ontology annotation, molecular function: zinc ion binding; metalloendopeptidase activity. Gene Ontology annotation, cellular component: extracellular matrix. Gene Ontology annotation, biological process: amelogenesis; collagen catabolic process; proteolysis. Lineage: Eukaryota; Metazoa; Chordata; Actinopteri; Osteoglossiformes; Mormyridae. The record is from RefSeq and is a predicted model, not a curated record. Bases 110 to 1597 code for a protein of 495 amino acids.